Molecule: messenger RNA, 2768 nt
Organism: Acyrthosiphon pisum (pea aphid)
Lineage: Eukaryota; Metazoa; Arthropoda; Insecta; Hemiptera; Aphididae
Product: bifunctional lycopene cyclase/phytoene synthase
Exons: 4
Coding region: 367-2166 (599 amino acids)
Biological process (GO): biosynthetic process
Molecular function (GO): squalene synthase [NAD(P)H] activity; intramolecular lyase activity; geranylgeranyl diphosphate synthase activity
Source: RefSeq, a predicted model, not a curated record
UAAUACACCGAAUAAGCACACGACCGUAAAAUAUAAUAUUUGUACUUUAGUAAUAGUACAUAUUUCCAUAGGUUUAUCAUAGUAGUAUUUAUUUUAUCGAUAAUUUUUUAAUUAAAAAAAAUCGUCCCCUCCAUUUAAAAGUUUGUAAAAGUUUUAACUACUUGAUAGUUAGCAUUAAUAUUUAAUACAAUUUAAUUUAUAUGUUUAAUUUCAUAUGAUCGUCAAUCACUUACAGAGUUUAAUGAUAAAUUAUUAUGGUUAUUAUAUAUUCUUAUAAGGUGGUUGUAUUUAUUUAUUUUAAAUUAUUUUAACUUUUUUUAAUACACUGGUUAAAAAAUAAGUUCCUGGCUUCUAAAAUACGUCUAAAUGUUAACCUACAUAGAUUUUCAUUUAAAGUACACACUUACGGUCAUUGGAGUAUUGUCAUUAAUCGCCCGACCAUUUAUCAACCGCUCGGAAGUUUUUAAAAUUGCAUUUAUAAGUGCCAUAGCGUUUGUGUACACAACACCAUGGGACAAUUAUGUCAUAUACAGCGACGCCUGGAACUAUCCACUUGAUAGAGUCUUAGCUACUAUUGGAUAUGUGCCUAUUGAAGAGUACAUGUUUUUUAUUAUACAAACUGUACUGACAUCGCUAUGGGCUUUGCUCUGUGUCCGAUGGUCAACGCCUUGCUUAAAUUUCAACUAUGACAAACGCAGCUACCAAUUGAUUCGAUGGGUACCGAUCACGAUUUUGGCUAUUGUCACGAUCGUUGGUUAUAAAUUGGUUAUUCCCGGACAAGGGACGUUUUACUUGGGAUGCAUACUAUGUUGGGUAUCUCCGGUGAUUAUAUUUUUGUGGUAUGGAGCUGGAAAUUUUUUCGUGAAAAAAAUAAUACCGUCAACUUUUGCGAUCGUGGUCCCUUCGUUGUACCUGUGUUGGAUUGAUCAAUUGGCCCUCAAGGAGAACGUCUGGCAUAUCAACGAGAAAACUAGUUUAAAUAUAUUCAUUGUCGACGACUUGCCAAUAGAAGAAGCAUUUUUCUUCUUCGUAGUAAACCUUAUCAUUGUCUUGGUAGGGGCUUGCUUCGAUAAAGCUAGCGGUGUAAUAGAAACUUACACGUCGGAGUACCCACUACGAUUUAGCAUAAGUUGGAAGUAUGUUUGUCAACUGUUCUCAGCAUUCGCGACCUCAGAAUAUAAUAUGCCACACAUCGUUACGGAAGAUAUAAAAGAAAGUAUUGAAAUUAUUACAGUCGCUUCGAAAUCAUUCACCACUGCCAGUUUUCUUUUUCCAGCUGGGAUUCGAUUGGAUUUAAUAAUUUUAUACUCAUUUUGUCGUGUAACGGAUGACAUGAUUGAUGACGAAUUGGAUGUCGAAAAGAAAAAAAGAAAGUUUGAGUUAACUGAACGAUUUAUCAAAGAAUUAUUUCAUGACAGAAAAUCAGAUUACGAUGUUCAAACAAAACCACAGGAAUUGAAAAUUGAUUGGACAAAAUACGAAUCCGAAUUGACUGACAGGGAAAUGUCAUGUUUCCGGGCAUUAUCUAGAAUAGCAUUUUAUUUGCCUCGUAAACCAUUCGAUGAGUUACUCGCAGGUUACAAAUGGGAUAUUGAGGGCAGGCUAAUCAGAAACGAAGACGACUUAUUAUUGUAUUCCACCUAUGUGGCCGGAAGUGUCGGUGCAUUAUGUGUUUAUGUGAUGAUGUACAGGUGUGAUAACGACAAGUAUGAUCUUGUUGAGAACUACGAUUAUGUCAUAGAAAAAGCAUAUCAAAUGGGACGAGCUUUACAACUUGUGAACAUUGCCCGUGAUAUCGUCACUGACAGCGAAACAUUGGGUCGAUGCUAUGUACCCACCGAAUAUAUGGACGACGAAGAGGAAGAAAUAAGAAUCUUGUGCCACGAAAAGCAACCGAGGUCUCUAGGUGAUAAGAAGUUAAAAAAAUAUUCCACACGGUUGAUCCAUCUGGCUAACAAACAACAAUUAGAAUCUUUGGAUGCUAUCAGGUGUUUGCCACACGUCACAAGAGGUUCGGUUCUAGCAACCACUGACAUUUAUCGAGGGCUUGUUUCUGCUAUCCUGUCUAGUCCUACCUAUCCGGCUAGAGCUUCAUUGUCAAAAACGAAAAAAAUUUUGAUAGGACUUAAUUCUUUAUAUAUUAAAAGUAUUCAAUACGUUGUAUAAUUGGAUUUAUAUAAAUAUAUAAGCCAUGUUUAAUCCUAAAUGCAUAAAUCAUCACGUUGAACAGUAAGUUACAAGUUAAUUAGAAAUUAAAAUUAAUUUAACUUGGUUAAUAUAAAUAAAUAUUAUAUUAUAUUCUGUGAAUAUUCAAUAUUAUUAUAAGCUAUUAGUUAUUAUAUUUAUAAAUAAUAUUUGAUAUUAUGAAUUAUGAUAUCCAAUUAUUAUUAUUUUUUUUUUUAAUAUAAAUGUUUACAAAAUAGAAUAUAUUUUAGGAAAAACUUAAAGUGGCAAUAAAAAAUAAUUAACUAAUAAGUUAUUGCAUAACAUGGAAAAAAUUUAAUUCGUUAAAAGUUAAUUUUAAAAAAAUGGAACUCAUUAAGUAACUUAGUUAAAACUUUAAAAGUAACUUAACUUUAACAUUUUAAUUUGUUAAUUCCCGGCCUUGAUCAUUAUACAGUAAACUUUUAAUUAUCUGUUGUCUUCCGCGGGACUAUGAACAGUACUACAAAUUUUGCUUAUGUACAUUGUGUCAAUGUAUAAUUCGAAAUCAUGUUAUAUUUAAUAUUAUGUGGAUGUUUAAAUAAAAAUACAACGUCUAUAUUUCU